CCUCAGGUAGAGUAUGAUGGCCUGACAGGUCGUGUGGAGUUCAACAGUAGGGGUCAGAGGACCAACUACACGCUCCACAUCCUGGAGAAGCACCACGGAGGUCACAGAGAGGUCGGGGUCUGGUACUCCAACAACACCCUAGCCAUGAACUCCACCUCUUUAGACAAGAGUGCCUCAGACACGGUGGCCAACAAGACUCUCAUCGUGACCACUAUACUGGAGAACCCGUACGUGAUGCGGCGUGUGAGCCACCAGGAGCUGCAGGGGAACGAGCGCUUCGAGGGCUUCUGUGUGGACAUGCUGAGGGAGAUGGCCGACAUCCUCAAGUUCUCCUUCACCAUCAAGCUGGUGGACGACGGGCGCUACGGAGCGCCGGGGCUCAACGGAACCUGGACCGGCAUGGUGGGGGAACUCAUCAGCCGGAAGGCUGAUUUGGCUGUGGCUGGCUUCACCAUUACCUCGGAGAGAGAGAAGGUCAUCGACUUCUCCAAACCCUUCAUGACCCUUGGGAUCAGCAUUAUUUACCGAGUUCACACAGGGCGUACUCCAGGGUAUUUCUCCUUCCUGGACCCCUUCUCUCCUGCUGUGUGGCUCUUCAUGCUUUUGGCCUACCUGGCAGUGAGCUGCGUCCUGUUCCUGGCUGCCAGGUUGAGCCCGUACGAGUGGUAUAACCCCCACCCGUGCAUGCGGCGGGGUCUCCUGGUGAACCAGUACUCUCUGGGCAACAGCCUGUGGUUCCCUGUGGGCGGAUUCAUGCAGCAAGGCUCGGAGAUCAUGCCCCGCGCCCUCUCCACCCGCUGCGUCAGUGCGGUCUGGUGGCUCUUCACCCUCAUCAUCAUCUCGUCCUACACGGCCAACCUGGCGGCCUUCCUGACGGUGCAGAGGAUGGAGAUGCCCAUCGAGUCCCCCGACGACCUGGCUGAGCAGACGGCCAUCGCGUACGGCACCAUGCAGGGGGGGUCCACCAUGGCCUUCUUCAGGAACUCUCGGUACCAGACGUACCAGCGGAUGUGGAACUUCAUGCACUCCAAGCAGCCCAGUGUGUUCGUGAAGAGCACGGAGGAGGGCAUCGCCCGCGUGCUCAACUCCAACUACGCCUACCUGCUGGAGAGCACCAUGAACGAGUACCACCGGCAGCGGAACUGCAACCUCACGCAGAUCGGAGGCCUGCUGGACACCAAGGGCUACGGCAUUGGCAUGCCGCUGGGGUCUCCAUAUAGGGAUGAGAUCAGUCUGGCUGUGCUGCAGCUGCAGGAGAGCGACCGGCUGGAGAUCCUCAAGCGCCGCUGGUGGGAGGGAGGACAGUGUCCCAAAGAUCAGGACCACAGAGCCAAGGGUCUGGGGAUAGAGAACAUCGGCGGGAUCUUUGUGGUGCUGAUCUGUGGACUCAUCAUCGCCGUCUUUGUGGCCAUCAUGGAGUUUGUUUGGUCUACACGCCACUCUGCAGACACAGACAAGGUCUCUAUGUGUCAGGAGAUGCUGUCAGAGUUCCGGAACGCCGUCUCCUGCAGAAAGAGUUCUCGUUUCCGCCGGCGGCGGCUCAUGACGAGCUCGUUGGCGCUGCGGCACGCGGCACGUGUGGCCCUCGGGCCCCCCCGACACCUGCGGGUCGUCAGGGAGAUGCGCCAUAGCAACGGCAGGCUCUGCAGCGGGGCGGGGCCUUCCACCGGGGGGGUGGCAGCAGCAGACGCCUCUCCUCCCCCUGACCUGGGCCCGGGCCCACAGUGCCCCCUAGAGGCCCCUCGGGGCGCCUGCAGCAGCACAGCGCCAGCCACACACACACACACACACACACACACACACACACUCACGCCAGCCAGGGCCGUCACCGUGAUGUUGCCCAGAGGCUGCACACACGUACGCAUUUGUCAGGAGUGCCGGCGGAUCCAGAGCCUUUGUCCCGCCCCCCCCUCCACACGAAUCCCGCCCUCCUCACCCCCCCUGCCACGCCCACCGCCCCCGCCCCCACCGGCCUCCUUAUCCAAUACAGACAGCGAAGGAGGGGGCGGGUCCAGCCCACACACACCAGACCACACCCUCUCACCUCACCCACUGCUUCCCACUCAGAACGGCACAGAAACACAGACAGAACAAGACUGAGAAAUGAGAGAGAGAAAGGGGGGAAGAGAGGGAGAGAGAGAAAGGGGGGAAGAGAGGGAGAGACAGAAAGCAGAGCCAACAAGCAAGGUCAGGGUGAGACAGGGUCAGGGUGAGACAGGGUUAGGGUGAGACAGGGUUAGGGUGAGACAGGGUUUGGGUUUUAACCAACAGAGGGGAGAUGGAAGAGGAUGAGAAAAAGACUAAAGAGCACGAAACAUGACCCCUUAGCUCAACUCCAUCAGCUCUCACCCUCUGUGACUGCGUGGAGCACAGGAAACUAGCGUGCGGAGCGGAGGAAACUAACGUGCGGAGCGGAGGAAACUAACGUGCGGAGAGAGGAAACUAACGUGCGGAGCAGAGGAAACUAGCGUGCGGAGCAGAGGAAACUAACGUGCGGAGCAGAGGAAACUAACGUGCGGAGCAGAGGAAACUAACGUGCGGAGCGGAGGAAACUAACGUGCGGAGCAGAGGAAACUAGCGUGCGGAGCAGAGGAAACUAACGUGCGGAGCGGAGCAGAGGAAACUAACGUGCGGAGCAGAGGAAACUAGCGUGCGGAGCGGAGGAAACUAGCGUGCGGAGCGGAGGAAACUAGCGUGCGGAGCGGAGCAGAGGAAACUAGCGUGCGGAACGGAGGAA
Molecule: messenger RNA, 2737 nt
Organism: Clupea harengus (Atlantic herring)
Lineage: Eukaryota; Metazoa; Chordata; Actinopteri; Clupeiformes; Clupeidae
Gene: grik5
Product: glutamate receptor ionotropic, kainate 5-like
Exons: 11
Biological process (GO): monoatomic ion transport
Cellular component (GO): membrane
Molecular function (GO): signaling receptor activity; ligand-gated monoatomic ion channel activity
Source: RefSeq, a predicted model, not a curated record